AUCCAUCCCGAGCAAGCAAGUAAUAUGGCUUGGUCUUGUGCUCGUCCGAUGAGCAUCGCCCUCGCUGCCGUCCUCCUGCUGUGCGGCGGCGCGUGGCUGCAGCAGGCGGCGGAGGCGCGCCCCCACCACAUGGACGACGACAGCAGCAUCGACAUGGACCGCGGCAGCGACGACUUCUUCUCCAUCGUGGGGUACUCGCCGGAGGACCUGACGCAGCACGACCGGCUCGUCAGGCUGUUCGAGGAGUGGGUGGCCAAGUACCGCAAGGCGUACGGCAGCUUCGAGGAGAAGCUGCGCCGGUUCGAGGUGUUCAAGGACAACCUGCACCACAUCGACGAGGCCAACAGGAAGGAGGUCACCAGCUACUGGCUGGGCCUCAACGCCUUCGCCGACCUCACGCACGACGAGUUCAAGGCCACCUACCUGGGCCUCCUGCCGAAGAGGACCAGCGGUGGCCGGUUCAGGUACGGCGGCGUGGGCGACGGCGGCGACGAGGUGCCCGCGUCCGUGGACUGGCGGAAGAAGGGCGCCGUGACGGAGGUCAAGAACCAGGGGCAGUGCGGCAGCUGCUGGGCCUUCUCCACGGUGGCGGCCGUGGAAGGGAUCAACCAGAUCGUGACGGGCAACCUCACGUCGCUGUCGGAGCAGCAGCUGGUCGACUGCAGCACCGACGGGAACAACGGGUGCAGCGGCGGCGUCAUGGACAACGCCUUCUCGUUCAUCGCCACCGGCGCCGGGCUCCGCUCCGAGGAGGCGUACCCGUACCUCAUGGAGGAAGGGGACUGCGACGACAGGGCCCGCGACGGCGAGGUGCUCGUCACUAUAUCCGGGUACGAGGACGUGCCGGCCAACGACGAGCAGGCGCUCGUCAAGGCCCUCGCCCACCAGCCCGUCAGCGUCGCCAUCGAGGCGUCCGGGAGGCACUUCCAGUUCUACAGCGGGGGCGUGUUCGAUGGACCGUGCGGGUCGGAGCUGGACCACGGCGUGGCGGCGGUGGGCUACGGCAGCAGCAAGGGGCAGGACUACAUCAUCGUCAAGAACUCGUGGGGCACCCACUGGGGCGAGAAGGGCUACAUCCGCAUGAAGAGGGGCACCGGCAAGCCGGAGGGCCUCUGCGGCAUCAACAAGAUGGCAUCCUACCCGACCAAGGACCAUUGAUGGAUCAUGGACGACGGAGAUCAUAUCUAUCUUCCCUUCCCUUUCAUCCGACUCUUUCGAUUUCCAUCGUUUGCCCCCUUUUCCUGAAUGUGUGUGUUUUUUUUUAUAUAUUACUGUGUCAAGUAAUUUCUCGAUGGAUCGAUCGAGGAAGAACGACAAACAUGCACUCAAGCACGAGCGCAGCAAUGUCAUCUUUCUCUUCAUUUGGUGCGUUGAAAUGACGAAUAUCAAAUAAAGUGGUUUAUUU
Zea mays is the source of this 1405-nucleotide messenger RNA. RefSeq lists its product as uncharacterized. Gene Ontology annotation, molecular function: cysteine-type peptidase activity. Gene Ontology annotation, biological process: proteolysis. NCBI's taxonomy places the organism in Eukaryota, Viridiplantae, Streptophyta, Magnoliopsida, Poales, Poaceae. The record is from RefSeq and is marked validated.